Saxophila tyrrhenica is the source of this 864-nucleotide messenger RNA. RefSeq lists its product as uncharacterized. The coding region runs from base 1 to 864 and encodes 287 amino acids. Lineage: Eukaryota; Fungi; Ascomycota; Dothideomycetes; Mycosphaerellales; Extremaceae. The transcript has 2 exons. The record is from RefSeq and is a predicted model, not a curated record.
AUGGCCGACAACAAAAGAAUGAUCAACACAGCAGCAUGCCUCAUCAUAGGCGACGAAGUCUUAGGCGGAAAGACCGUCGACACCAACUCCGCCUGGUUCGCCAAAUACUGCUUCUCCCUCGGCAUCAACCUCAAGCGCGUCGAAGUCAUCGCCGAUGAUGAAGGCGAGAUUAUUGAAGCGACGCAGCGUAUGUCGAAGAACUACGACUUUGUGGUGACGAGCGGUGGUAUCGGACCGACACACGACGACAUCACGUACCAGAGCAUCGCGAAAGGCUUUGGCUUGCCAUUGGUCCUGCACGAGGUGGCGCUGGAGAAGAUGAAGGCGCUGAGUAAACCGCGCAAGAACGAUCCGGACUUUUCGUGGGACGUGGACAGUCCGCAGCGGACGGCGAGGCUGCGGAUGGUGGAGCUGCCGUGGAAUAAGAACAAGAGCGAUGAGGAGCAGAUCUUCUUCUCGGCGGAUGAUCUUUGGGUCCCGAUCAGUAUCGUCAAUGGAAACAUCCACAUCCUCCCAGGCAUCCCGCGGCUGUUCGAGAAGAUGUUGACGGGGCUGAAGCCGAGUCUGCUGCCACGGCUGACGGACCCAGAGGGCAAAGGUGUGCAUCGGAUCUUGUUCAGUACGCCUUUGCCGGAGAGCGGGGUGGCGGGGUAUCUAACGGAGCUGUCGGGCAAGGUGGAAGGGAAGGGGGUGAAGGUGGGGAGUUAUCCGAGAUGGGGGAAGAGUAGGAACACGGUGACGCUGGUGGGGAGGGAUGUUGAGUUUAUGGAGUCGCUUGUGCCGGAGGUGGAGCAGGGGGUUAAGGGCAGGAGGAUUAAGGUCGAGGGGGAGGAUGACGAUGAGGGGAGUGAUCAGGACAAGUAG